Molecule: messenger RNA, 731 nt
Organism: Chenopodium quinoa (quinoa)
Lineage: Eukaryota; Viridiplantae; Streptophyta; Magnoliopsida; Caryophyllales; Amaranthaceae
Product: flavone O-methyltransferase 1-like
Exons: 2
Coding region: 117-542 (141 amino acids)
Biological process (GO): methylation
Molecular function (GO): protein dimerization activity; S-adenosylmethionine-dependent methyltransferase activity; O-methyltransferase activity
Source: RefSeq, a predicted model, not a curated record
UUGACGGAUUACAUCACAAAAAAAAAAAAUCUUCAAUAGAAAGUGCGAGUAUAAGAAAGCACACGUGAUCAUUGUUAAGACCACUAACAGAGUUAGCGAAUCUCUGCACAAUAAAAAUGGGUGACAAUAAUUGGGCUACUUCUCUGGUUGAAAAUGAAGAAGAAGAAAACUGUGGAUAUGCAUUGCAGAUUGUUGAUUCAAUGGCAUUUCCUAUGGUAAUGAAUGCAAUCAUUGAGCUAGAUGUUCUAGGGAUAAUUGCAAGGGCAGGUCCCGGCAGGCAGCUAUUGUCAUCGGAAAUUGCGGCGAUCCUACCGGGAGUUCAAGACCCUAUAGUAGCUGCAUCCAUGUUGGAGAGGAUGUUGUGGCUGUUGGCAACCUACAAUGUAGUUAGUUGCACGGUAGUUGAGGCUAAAGAUGGUGGUGUUAAGAAGAGAUUUGGGUUAGCAGCAGUGGCUAAGUACUUUGUUCCGGACCAUGAUGGUGUUUCAUUGGCUCCUCUAAUGAGCUUGAGUCAGGAUAAGGUCUUUGUUGAUUCCUGGUGAGUUCUAUCUUCAUUCAUCCAGAUUUUUCCUUUGGAAAUAAGUCAUAAAGUGUUUUUUGUUUUGCUUUUUAACUUUUUUGAAAAAUUUAAUGUAACUCAAUUAUACCAUUAUGGGCUGUCAUACUACGACAGCGCGUAUGAAAUAUGAUGUACUUGGUACAAACUUAGUUUGAAUAACCACAUGAAUUUA